AUGGCUGCGUCCCCGGCGGGGUCGGUGGUGAGCGCCGGGCUGGAUGAGAGUCCCACGGGGCUGAGCCCAGCCCCUGGGAAGGAGCUGAGCCCGGUGCUGCUGUGCAAGGUGUGUGGGGACACCAGCAGUGGGAAGCACUACGGCAUCUACGCCUGCAAUGGCUGCAGCGGCUUCUUCAAGCGCAGCGUCCGCAGGAAGCUCAUCUACAGGUGCCAGGCAGGGACAGGGCUUUGCCCAGUGGACAAGGCUCACCGCAACCAGUGCCAGGCCUGCCGGCUCAAGAAGUGCCUGCAGGCUGGCAUGAACAAGGACGCUGUGCAGAACGAGCGCCAGCCCCGCAGCACAGCCCAGGUCCAGCUGGACAGCAUCCAGCUGGAUGCUGAGCUGCCCCCUGAGCAUGUGGCCACCACAUGUGAGGUUCCCCCAUCAACCUGUCCGGCUCCUCGUGGUCCUGGUGCCACUGUCACCCCGGGUCCCCGAGCGCCCACACCGCCCACCAACCAUCGCUUCAUGGCCAGCCUGAUGACAGCCGAGACCUGUGCCAAGCUGGAGCCCGAGGACGCUGAUGAGACAGUGGAUGUGACGGGCAGUGAGCCGGAGCGGGCAGCUGGCGAGUACCAGGUGGCGCCGUACCCGGCAGCCAGCCCCGAAAACAUCUAUGAGACCUCAGCACGUCUCCUCUUCAUGGCCGUGAAAUGGGCCAAGAACCUGCCCGUCUUCUCCAACCUGCCCUUCCGUGACCAGGUGAUCCUGCUGGAAGAAGCAUGGAGUGAGCUGUUCCUGCUCUGUGCCAUCCAGUGGUCCAUGCCCCUGGAGAGCUGCCCGCUCCUGGCUGUCCCUGAGCCGGGCCCUGGGAAGCUGCUGCCGGCCACCCUGGACGUGCGGGCGCUGCAGGAGACCCUCAGCCGCUUCAAGGCGUUGGCUGUUGACCCCACGGAAUUUGCCUGCAUGAAGGCCGUGGUGCUCUUCAAACCAGAGACCCGUGGCCUGAAGGACCCUGAGCAGGUGGAGAACCUGCAGGACCAGUCACAGGUGAUGCUGGGCCAGCACAACCGUUCCCACUACCCCGGGCAACCCGUCAGGUUUGGGAAGCUGCUGCUGCUCCUCCCAGCGCUGCGCUUCAUCUCCUCGGAGCGCGUGGAGCUGCUCUUCUUCCGCCGCACCAUUGGCAACACCCCCAUGGAGAAGCUGCUGUGUGACAUGUUCAAGAACUGA
Messenger RNA from Agelaius phoeniceus (red-winged blackbird), 1215 nucleotides. RefSeq names its product nuclear receptor subfamily 2 group E member 3 (gene NR2E3). Gene Ontology annotation, biological process: regulation of DNA-templated transcription. The record is from RefSeq and is a predicted model, not a curated record. Gene Ontology annotation, molecular function: zinc ion binding; DNA-binding transcription factor activity; sequence-specific DNA binding. NCBI's taxonomy places the organism in Eukaryota, Metazoa, Chordata, Aves, Passeriformes, Icteridae.